This is a messenger RNA of Fraxinus pennsylvanica, 1635 nucleotides long. Lineage: Eukaryota; Viridiplantae; Streptophyta; Magnoliopsida; Lamiales; Oleaceae. The record is from the annotation of a GenBank genome assembly.
AUGACGAAAGGCGGCCCCGUUGCAUCUGCACUUUUGGAUUUUUCCAGCGGCAAUCUAGCGGGUAGAAACAGGAUAAAGCGGUCCGAUUUUCCCUCAGAUUUUAUGUUUGGUUCGUCAACAUCUGCUUAUCAGGUCGAAGGUGCUUGGGCCACAGGAGGUAAAAGUCAAAGCAUCUGGGAUGUCUUCACAAUGAGAACACCUGGUAAAAUUGAGGGUGGAGCUAAUGGGUGUGUUGCAAUUGAUCAAUAUAAUUUGUGGAAGGAAGAUGUGGCUUUGUUAAAGAAAGUGGGCUUAGACUCUUACAGAUUUUCAAUAGCAUGGACCAGAGUAUUGCCAGGGGGAAGAUUAUCUGCUGGGAUAAACAAAGAAGGAAUCAAGUACUAUAAUGAUCUUAUAGACUUGCUUUUGGCUGAAGGCAUUGAACCGUGUGCAACUAUUUUCCACUGGGAUGUUCCCCAAUGUUUGGAAGAAGAGUACGGUGGCUUCUUGAGCCCUCGAAUUGUGAAAGAUUAUUGUGAGUUUGCCGAGCUUUGCUUUUGGGAAUUCGGUGCUCGAGUGAAACAUUGGAUCACACUGAAUGAGCCGAUGUCCUUUGCUGUUCAAGGAUAUGCAUUGGGUGGUUUUGCGCCUGGUCGUGGUCCAACUUCGGCAGAGCCUGUAAAGGCUAUCCAUCCUCAUAGAUGUAAACUUGGGGCUCCAACUCCUUGCUCUAAUGGAAAUCCGGGCACGGAACCAUAUAUUGUGGGACACCAUUUGAUCCUUUCUCAUGCAGAAGCGGUAGAUAUCUACAGGAAAAGAUAUCAGGCACAUCAAGGAGGCAAGAUAGGAAUAACAAAUGUCACUCAUUGGUAUGAGCCACUCACUGACACCAUAGCUGAUAAAGAGGCCGUUUCCAGGGCCCUCGAUUUUACGUUGGGAUGGUUCGUAGCACCAGUAGUAACUGGUGACUACCCACCAGUUAUGCGAAAAUUAGUUGGAGACCGUCUUCCUCAAUUUACACAAGAACAAGCUAAGUUGGUGAAAGGGACAUAUGAUUUUCUAGGCAUAAACUAUUACACAAGUAAUUAUGCUAGCAAUUCACCUAGCAAACCUGGUACAGCACCAAGUUACUCAAAUGAUCAGGAUAUUGCAUUAUCAAGUGAGCGUGAUGGGAGACCUAUUGGUCCAAAGGGUGGUUCAGAUUGGUUGUCAAUUUUUCCAAUUGGGAUCUACAAGCUGUUGCUUUAUAUAAAGGAAACAUAUAAUAAUCCUAUCAUUUACAUCACAGAGAAUGGGGUGGAUGAAGUGAACAAUACGUCCCUAACAUUGUCAGAAGCUCGGUUUGAUGAGACGAGGAUUAAAUAUCACCAAGACCAUCUCUCUUAUAUUAAGAAAGCAAUGGAAGAAGGAGUGGAUGUGAAAGCUUACUAUAUAUGGUCAAUGUUUGAUACUUUCGAAUGGGCUGCAGGAUACAGUGUUAGAUUUGGUCUUUUUUACGUAGAUUUCGUUAAUGGCAAUUUGACUAGAUUCCCAAAAAUCUCUGCUAUAUGGCUAAUGAAUUUCUUGAACAAGAAGAGAAUCGCAUCGAAGAGACAAGCUCCAAAAGAUGAAGAGGAGCGAAGCUCUGUGAAAAGGUUAAGAAGCAGUGAAGCAUAA